AUGGUAAUUAAGUAUGCUUAGAAGGUUACAUAGGGCCUCUAUGUGAAUAAUGUGAUAUUUAUGGAAGUUAUUGGGGAAUUAGUUAUUCUAAAAUUGGAUCUUAUUAAUGUGCGUAAUUUAAAGAAUUGGGUGCUUUAUUGUGGAAAGCAAUCUUAAUAGUAAUAUGGACUUUAUUUUCAAUUCGACUUGCCAUAAAAGGAGACUUAGAGGAAUAAACAAUAAAUGCUUUUUAAGUAGCUCUGA
Tetrahymena thermophila SB210 is the source of this 243-nucleotide messenger RNA. RefSeq lists its product as hypothetical. NCBI's taxonomy places the organism in Eukaryota, Ciliophora, Oligohymenophorea, Hymenostomatida, Tetrahymenidae. The record is from RefSeq and is a predicted model, not a curated record. The transcript has 2 exons.